UCACAUGGAUGAUCUCAGGAACUUGGCGUUCUCAUCAGAAAGGGGGUGGCUGGCUUGACGCCAGCUUGUAUAUCCAAGAUACUGGCUGUUGAAGGACGAGGCUGGACAAAGGCAGCCAGACAUGUUUGUGUUCUGGAGCCACCAGACAGGAGAGCUUUCCUUCAGGAUGGAGUCUACUGGGCUUUUGAGCAUCCUGGUGCUAUCCAUCCUUCUAGUGACUGUCCAGGGACCUGGUCUGACCGACAGGUCCUUUCCCAAGAGAUGCCCCAGAGUCCAAGAGAAUUGUGAAUUCAGGGAAAGGGACCAAUGUUCGAAGGACAGAAAAUGCCAGAUCGGCGAGAAGUGUUGUGUCUUCAGCUGUGGACGGAAAUGUUUAAAACUCCAUCAAGACAUAUGCAGCAUGCCCAAAGAACCUGGCCCCUGCCUUGCCUUUUUCCAUCGUUGGUGGUAUGAUAAGACAAAUAAUACCUGCUCCAUCUUCAUCUAUGGUGGCUGCAAAGGGAACCAUAACAACUUCCAAUCCCAAGACAUGUGCCAGAGGUUCUGCCGCAAAAAAGAAAAGUGUCCCUCAAACAGAGCAAGAUGCGAAAUGAAAGAAAGAGACCAAUGUACGAAGCACAGACAGUGCCCAAAUAAGAUGAAUUGUUGCAAGUUUGCCUGUGGAAAGAAAUGCUUAAACAUCAAACAAGACGUGUGCAGUUUGCCAAAGAAGACUGGCCCCUGCCUGGCCUACCUUCCACGCUGGUGGUAUGAUAAGGAAAAGAAGGUUUGCUCCAGAUUUAUCUAUGGUGGUUGCCAGGGGAACAAUAACAACUUCCAGUCUGAAAAUGUCUGCAAGGAUAUCUGCUCCCAAAAAAAGACAUCUAGCUGGCUGGGAUGAGGAGAGAUGGCACGACCUCCAGGAUUUGGCUCAUAAUCCAGGGAUCUCUCCAGAUGUGCCUGACUGAUGCUCUAGCCUGGCUUCCGCUGGCCAAACCUCAGCUGCCCAGACCCUGGAUGUUCCCACCAAGGACCUCCCCCCUCCCCUGCCACAAUUUCCUGACAACUGCCUUUUCUCCAGCUCAGCUUCUCUUCAAACACAGUGCCCUUUGCCCUUGGGCUCCUUCUCUGUAUGUGACCCUAUCCUUUCAACUUUCAGGGCCCCUGUUUAUCCUUCGGAAGCUUCCAGUUUCUCCUAAUAAAGUGUUCCGAGAGGUCUGAGA
Sus scrofa (pig) is the source of this 1202-nucleotide messenger RNA. NCBI's taxonomy places the organism in Eukaryota, Metazoa, Chordata, Mammalia, Artiodactyla, Suidae. The record is from RefSeq and is a predicted model, not a curated record.